This is a messenger RNA of Trachymyrmex cornetzi, 958 nucleotides long. RefSeq names its product transmembrane inner ear expressed protein. Lineage: Eukaryota; Metazoa; Arthropoda; Insecta; Hymenoptera; Formicidae. The transcript has 2 exons. The coding region runs from base 255 to 758 and encodes 167 amino acids. The record is from RefSeq and is a predicted model, not a curated record.
CCACACCCAACUCUUCGGUAUAGCCAUGUAUUUUUCCUGCAGUCAGAAGUAUCUUGCCGAGGAUUAGAUGUGCGUCAGGCAAUACGGCCGACGAAACAACGUUCAUAUCACUAAUUAACUAAAAUCGAUUAUUACAGAAAUUCUAUCUUCUUGGAUAAGAUCCGACAUUGCGAACAAAAGGAUUAUAUCAGAUCCGAGUCUCAUAUCAGAUAUUUGGAAUCUCGUUUGGGAAUUUAAACGUUUAUUACAGCGCGAUGGAGGAGACGACGCUGUCGACGUUUUUGUCCGUGUCUUCCAGCUCGCCGAAUGAAGCCUCUACGAGGGACAUGGAGGAAAUGGAAAUGGUGCAGUGGCUGGAGAACGAGGCAUUACCGGGCUUUCGCAUCUGGCAGCUUGCCGGUAUCGUUCUCUCCGUUCUGCUAAGCAUUGUCGUCGGGUUGUGCUGUUGCAUUCGUUUCCGCGUGCCCAGAACAAAGCAGGAGAUCGAGGCGGAUUACAUUCGCAAGAAAAUCACCAAGAGUUUUCGGAACGAGCUCUCGAAGAUCAGCAAUACGGAGAUGGACGAGAUGGAUCUGCAGAAAGCUCUGGAGAGAAUCCGAAACGAAUAUGAGAGGGACACGUCCGCGAUAGCGAAGGAGUGCACGGAAAUGGAGCGCAGCGCUCAGCAGGGCUUUCGAUCCAGAUUUAACGCCAUGUUCGGUGGGAUGCGUGUGCGUUUUAAUCAACGCGAGCACACGGAAUUGAACGCCACGAUCUAACGACAGUGGAUCGCUCUCUGAUAUCCUGUAUGAAGAGAUAAAAACGAACCUCUCAAAAAUGUCUCGUAAUUUUCUCGUCGCACAAAUUUAGGGAUAUCGAAUGAAACAGAACAAGGUGAGAAAUAUAUGGCUGCAUUUAACAGAUAAAGCAGCUUUACAACAGUUGUAAGAUUCUUUACUGUGAUUGAUUUUCUUAGUUC